AUGGAGGAUAAAGGAACCCGUAAGGAUAAGUGUUUACAUUUUAUUUACUGGAUUUAUGAAGAAGCAAGGAAAAUAAUUAAUAAAGAUCCAAAAUUUACAAAUGCAGAUUUUAUAUCUAUAUUUCGUGAUGUGCAAAGGAAGAUCUAUGAAGGAAAUAAUAAAUUAUAUUACUGUGAAAUUUAUUUUGAUGAUACUUUGGAUAAAUGGAAGGAACAGAAAGUCCUGCAUGAUUAUUUUAGAAAUUAUGAUAAAAUUAAAUUAGAAAAUUCAUCCGAUAGGAGUAAAUGCCAAAAGUAUAAUAAAUAUAUUGACUUUAUAAGAAAAAUAUAUAAGAAGCAUGCACAGGAGGAAGGAUGCUGCGAAAAUUAUCAUAUCCAUUAUUGGAACCACUGCGACUAUUUUAAAUGCCACGAUAUGUAUAAUCCUAAUAAAAUUACACUUAAAAUGAACUGUGAUAAUAAGCAAGCUAGUGAUGACCCUGAAGUGGAACGUUUCGCCAAAAGCAUUAAAAAAGUAGACUCUAAAAUAUUCCUAUUAGAAAAUAGCAUGAUUGUAAAACCUGCAAAGUGUGUCAAAACUUAUAAUGAAACCAAACAGCACGAAGGUUAUAGCUGUUUGCUUCCAGAGUACCCAGAACAAACAAAACAAGAUACUUCACAGAGUAAUUCUCAUAAAAAAGUCGAUUUAGGCAAGUAUAUAUCUGUAAUUGACAUGUCAACCUACAAAAAUGUUUCAGAAAUAAAAAUUCAGGAUAAUAAAAAUCAGUAUAAUUAUGACAGGGCAACAUCAGAAAUUAUGACUCUUUUUACUGAAGUCCCACAGGCAGUACGUAAGGCAUACAGAAAGAGGAAACAUCUUGAAUGCUCAUAUGAAGAAAAUGGAAAUGGAAAGAAAGUAUUAUGCAAGAUACCAGAAAAUCCAAUCCAUGAAGAGCCAGAACGAAUACCUAUUAUAACAACUGUGAAAGGGAGUGUUUAUGAGAGUGACCUAGUAGUGGAAUCAAAUGUGUUGGAUAAAAACUAUACUAGGAUAGCUGUGGUAUUUAUACUAGCGCUGGCAGCAUUGCUGAUUUUUUUUAUUUACUAUAAGUAUAAGUAUUUUACGUCUCGAUUUAUGUCUCAAUUUAUGUUUCUUUACUGA
This is a messenger RNA of Plasmodium cynomolgi strain B, 1140 nucleotides long. Its product is annotated as VIR-like CYIR protein. The record is from RefSeq and is a predicted model, not a curated record. The transcript is spliced from 2 exons. The coding region runs from base 1 to 1140 and encodes 379 amino acids. Lineage: Eukaryota; Apicomplexa; Aconoidasida; Haemosporida; Plasmodiidae.